AUGUCGCUCCCAGUCGGAAGCCCCAAACACGGCAAGGCUUGUUGCUCGCUUGAAUUAUGUGCUCCACACGGGGCCGAUGUGCCGCGCGUGUCGCCCUACAUUCCGUACCAUGACGAGGACGAGGACCUGAUUGUCGACUUCAGCACCGGGUCUUUGCAGGCAACGAGCUUGAAGACAUGGCAGGUAAUGGAGGAAUUAAUGGGGCGCCUGGAACGCCUGUAG
Eremothecium gossypii ATCC 10895 is the source of this 222-nucleotide messenger RNA. RefSeq lists its product as uncharacterized. The coding region runs from base 1 to 222 and encodes 73 amino acids. The record is from RefSeq and is marked provisional. The transcript has a single exon. NCBI's taxonomy places the organism in Eukaryota, Fungi, Ascomycota, Saccharomycetes, Saccharomycetales, Saccharomycetaceae.